Molecule: messenger RNA, 6372 nt
Organism: Ylistrum balloti
Lineage: Eukaryota; Metazoa; Mollusca; Bivalvia; Pectinida; Pectinidae
Exons: 22
Coding region: 1-5172 (1723 amino acids)
Biological process (GO): protein linear polyubiquitination
Cellular component (GO): LUBAC complex
Molecular function (GO): zinc ion binding; ubiquitin protein ligase activity; linear polyubiquitin binding
Source: RefSeq, a predicted model, not a curated record
AUGGAGAAACAAAAUACUGUACCAGAUGAAAAGUCCCUGGCUCAGGGCAUUGCAAAGAUGAGACAAGUCAUGAUGCCACAUAUACUUGCAAAUGAAGUUUAUAACUGUAAUAAAGAUAUGCAUGCUCUGUCUCGAGUCAUGUGUGACUUAAACAUAAAAUACCAUGUGAUAGACAUGGAGAAACUGAUCCGGGAAAACAGCGAGGAAUUGGAACAGUUGAAGAGGAUAGGAUUUGCCUUCAACAUUUUAGAGAAAUAUGCACGACAUUUGCUGAAGCCACUCAAAAAUAGGGCAGAUAUGUGGAGAUAUGUCAAGUUUAGUAAUGCCUUCUUUAAGGAGCGUGUUGAUGUGAUUAAGGGAGGUCGUGACAUCAUGAGGCAAAUGGGAUAUACAGAAGAUAUUGAAGGAGGCAUGGCCUUCCCUCAGGAUACGGACAGUGACCCUAAUAAGAUUGCAAAUCUGAUCUGUGACAUUGUUCUCAUGAAGUUUGAAAUCACUCACCUGCUCAACGGACAGCAUCCAGCACCAGAGACCCUUGUUGAUCUCUUAGAGCCACACACCAAAAAUGAGUUACAAGUGUGGCGGUCUGUUAUGGACUAUAGACGAAAUAACAAAAAUUCCAAGGAGAAGAAAGAAGACCCAGUAGUGGUACCAUUAGUUAAUCCUGAAAGAGUUAUACCCACAUUUCCGGGGACUGAGGGCUAUAUACAAGAAUCUGGACUGGAAGGCUCUCAGACUGGAUUUCCUAGUGAGGUUAUGGAUGAAGCCUCAGGUCAAAGACACCCUGGAGGACCCCACAUACCAGCCAUUGUUGAGCAGGCCUGGGACUCGGCUACAUCAGAGAAUUCUGGACAGCAGCAGAAGCCCAGCUUGGUUAAUGAGGUCAGCACAGGAAGGAAGGACGAAGAUCAAUCCUGUAAUAGUGUGGUAUGUGAUAUCUGCGGCAAACAGGCUCCAGAGUUGGUCUGUUCCCAGUGUGACAAUAAACAACUAUGUACAAACUGUGACCAAAGAUGGCACACACAUCCUAAACGCAAAAACCACCAGCGUGAAGUUAUCAAGUCACUUGAUGUAAAGAUGACAAGUAUGAAAGGAAUACCAUGUAGUGAGGAACCAGUUGCCCCCGAGACACCUCCACAGCCAACAACAACAUCGCAGUUAGGGGCACCGGUCAACUCAAAGCUUUCACUGUCAGGUGUACCUGUAACCAAGGAGACAACGCCCCCUGUAGGUGUAACAGGAGCUGGACAUGGAGCACCUACAGCUCAGAGUUGGAUAUCUGAAGACCCACAUGGGAUGUCAUCAAAUGACCUUAAUUCUAGAAACAUAAGGAAUGAAGAAGGCAUCCAGGGAAUGGAAGGAUAUGGUCAGUCAGGGCAGGAGACCCAGUCCAUGUUUAACAGACUACCACAUAAUCUGCAGACACCAUUUGCAAAAUUGAGGUCACCAAGCCUCCCUCAACAGAAGAGCUCCAAUGCAGCACCUGGUGGGCCACCAACCUCAAAACUAUUACGUAGGAUUUUGGAAAUAGAGGAUCUAGAUAGGAGAGAAUCAAAGAUCCUUAUUGAUCUGGAAAUGCUACAACAAGAGAUACUCGAUGUUGAGGACCGGUCUUCUGUCCUUAUAGAUGAAGGGGCAGAUUUUGAUGAUGAAGAAUACAAGAGUUUAUCAAGAAGGAAAUUUAAUCUUCAGAAAGAGAAAAGGGAGAUAAAAAAGUAUUUUUUAGAUAUUUUUCCUCAUGAGAGGCAAAAACAAAAUGUUCAUAGCUCAAGAAAUCAAAUUAUUCAUCCCCCUGUUUCUACACAAGGUAUACAAAUGGAACCUCAGCAUCUUGUCCAUGGAUCGAGAAUGAAUGCCAGCAUGAUUGGAAAUAGUACUGCAUUAUUUGGUUCUCGGGAAACUCCUCUGACCACAAUGAGCCAGCAUGGUGCAUAUGAUGGGGCAUUAGGCCAGCCCUAUGGUACCUAUCAUCCAUCAGUGGCCAGUACAACUGGUCAAACUAUUGGGCAAAAAAAAAUGGAUGUUACGGUUUCCAAAGCUUUGGACUCCAAUUCCAAUCAGGGUUACCAAUAUACUGUGGCGACAAAGACAGGUAUUACAGACUUAGCAAACCAGUAUAAUCCUGUUCCCAUGACUACGCUUCCCUACAGCACGCAGGCACCCCAGUCGCCAGGGAUGUACAGCAGUAUGGGUAUGCAGUAUGGCCAGAAGAUAUCCCAGCCUCUUAUGCCACCAGCUCGACAAUUUGAUCAAGGGCAAAGUCACUCAACACAGCAAUCAGGCCAAAGUCAAUCCCAAGGAUACUCUAUAGCAUAUCCACCAGUCAGUCAACAAGACAAGUCAAUUGAAAAAACAGCAUUAUCUAAAAGAAAUAAUCCUGAUCAGAUACAGAAGGCAGAUCCUAUGGAAGUUUCAGCCCAAACAGAGAACAUGGUCAAUGAGGGUCUAUUAAAAGCUAAAGACUCAAAUAGAGAAUCUCAUAUGCCUUUUAAGCUGCAGAAAGUGCACUACCCUCCACAAGAAGCAGUGAUAUCGUCAGUCGUACCUGGACAAAAAGAGAGAGAGUUUCAACUUAGUGUCGCCAAGCAGGACGUUACUUCAGCCAUGCUCAAUUCUACUCUACUCAACAAACAGGUGCGCAGUGAGAACAAGCCAGUAAAGAGGAGUCACAAUCAUUCUCUUCCUGUUCCAAAUUCUGGAUAUGUCUCAGGAUCUGUGGCUAGGAGUAAGUCUGAGGGUGCCACCUGUAAAUGGAUGUGUGAGCACUGUACUUUUCACAACUCUGCAGAUACCAAGGUGUGUGCUAUGUGCAGCAAGACCAGUAAGAACCCUACCUAUGUGUAUGAUGAAGGGAGAGAGGUAAAUACUAGUGCUGCUGCCCCCAGUAGCCUGGCAGCACCAGAUACCAUUGUAGAUGUGGAGGAAACGAGAGUUCUUGACCAAGCACUUCAUUAUGGACAGCGAGCAUACAAUGAAUACAAACAAGUGGAAAUUGAAAAGAAAGAAGCUCAUGAGAGAUAUCAAGAAAAAUUAAGACAAGAAGAGGCAGCUAAAACAACAGUUAAACCUUUACCAGAGGAAGUUUCAGGAUUUGUGAUGUUAGAGGCACCUUCUCCUAACAUUAAAUAUCCAACUGCAAAACCAGCAGAACUACAACCAGAGAAGAAAAAAGCAUCUGCUCAGCCAGUGACACAUUCACCGCCAAUGUCUUUUAGCAAUGCAGGUUUCAAUGGAAAGAAGGAUUUGAGUUUCACAGAGAAAAUGAAAGAGUUGAACCAAAGAAAGAAACAAGAAUCACUGAUUCAGGAGGGACGCAGCUUAGUGAAAGUACUUAAGGAGGCUGAGAAAGCAGGCUUUGCAAUGGAAGAAAUCUGUCUUGGUUUGGAGAAAUGUAACCAGGACUUUGGAAAAACUAUGAAGUGGCUUAAAAAUGAGUGGCAAAUGUCUAUGGAAACACUCAUUACUAUGGUAACUAACGAAGGAACUAGAAUGGAGCAAAAUGAAAUUGGAGAGCUUUCCUUUCCUGAGGCGAAAAAGGCUCUACAGGAAGCAAAAGGAGAUCUUGACACUGCUGCUGCUGUCUGUAUUGCUAACAGGAGAGACAUGUAUAAAGAGAUAUCCAGCAGAGGGAACUUCGCACGAGAGGAGAUCCUGAUGGCAAUGUUGACAAAUAAAGGUGAUGCUGAGGCAGCACUUGAUGAGCUGAACUUUUCCAGUAUCCAACCAUUUUAUGAACGAGUGUGGGCAGAGUUUGAUAAUGUACCCCUGGCAGCUGGGGCCAUGGCUAGGCCAAUGGAUAUGCAGGACGAGAUGAGUGUGACAAACAGCAUUCUCAGUCACCAUGACUUCUGGGCCUCUGUUACUGAUAGAAAUGUAGAUAUGAAUCGACGAGUGCGAAUGAUACUGGUUGAGGGAAAGCUCCAGAGCUGGGGCAGAGCUGAAGUGGUAAUCAAGAUUUUGGAUGUAGAUGUUGCCAACAACACAGUUGAGGCUUCUCUUGGAGAAAUUGUGGAAGCUGUGAAGAACUGUCAGGAUUAUAAGAGCUCUCUGGUGUACCUCAGUCAGGAAUGUGAAAUCUGCAUGGGCAAGUUUGCUAUGAGCAGGAUCCGUAAUCUAGGCUCUUGUGAGUGUAAGAUCUGUGUAGAGUGUAUGAAGGGUUAUUUUGAGGUGUGUAUCCGAGAGAAACAUGUACGUAACCUGAACUGCCCCCUGUGUAGCCAGCCUGAUAUGGAGGACAGUGACUUGGCUACUAACUAUCUCACCUUCCUCACCAUGUUGCUACAGACAAUUCUCAGUCCAGAAGAUCUAGAAUUGUAUGACUCCAAGCUAAGGGACUGGAACCUACAGAAAGAUCCACAUUUCCGAUGGUGUGCACAUUGUGGUAAUGGGUUCAUAUGGGAUAGACAGGACGUGAUGGGAAUGGUGUGUUCACAGUGUAACAAAAAGACAUGCUACAACUGUAAGAAACAGUGGGAGGACCAGCAUGAGGGUUUGACCUGUGAGGAUUUUGAACAGUGGAAGAUUGACAAUGACCCAGAAAACCAAGCAAUGGGACUUGCCAGACAUCUACAAAUCAAUGGCAUCGACUGCCCCAGCUGUAAGAUGAGGUACGCACUGGCUAAGGGAGGCUGUAUGCACUUCAAGUGUCCACAAUGUGGGCAUGAGUUUUGUAGUGGCUGUUCACAACCAUUUGUCAAACAGGGGCCUUGUGUUGGAUACCAGCGUUGUCAAGGUAAAGGGAUACACAGUCACCAUCCCCGUGACUGUUUCUACUAUCUCCGGGACAACAGUGUUGAGGACUUACAAAGAAUACUCAAGGACAAGAAGCUUCAUUUUAAUCAUGAGGCUCCAGAUUCACAGAAUAUGGAAACAUGUCCAGUGAUGGAACAGAAAGAAAUGGACAGUCAUAAGAAAGAUGAACCAUGUGGACGAGAGGUGUUGAGGGGACAUGCUGGUCUCUGUGUAAAUCAUUACAAGGAGUAUCUAGUGGGGAUUUUAAAUAAGAACAAAGCAGAUCCUGUUAACAUUCUAUCUGUUGGUGAAAUGAAGAAUCUUCUAGAGAGGGAAGAGAAGAACAUACCAGUACAAAGAGAAGGAGAGCGAGAUGGACAGUACAGAAAGCGUCUUGUCUCGUACAUUAAGGAGAAGUUGCCUAUCAAGCGAAACAGGUAAUGAGAAAGAAUAGUUCUCUGAGGCAGUCAUGUAGGAAUGACCACUAUAGGACAUAUCUACUAGUCACCCAGGGACAGACAACCCAGGCCACAUAGCCUUACUGACACUGAAAAACACCUCGCAGACAAGACACCAACAAGAGGAACCUGGUUUUACCAGAUAGCAGAGAAGUAGUUUGAGACUAUGGAUGUAUCAGAUACUGAUGGACACUCAAUUUCUCGAUACAUAUAUCUAAACUCAAACUAGUAUGUUGGUAUUAGAGAGUGGUCAACAAGGCAGGGGACCUACCAACUGCUGGGGACACUGGUCUUAACUCUAACUAGUAUGUUGUUAUUAGAGAUGGGUCAGCCAGGCAGGGGACCUACCAACUGCUGGGGACACUGGUCUUAACUCUAACUAGUAUGUUGUUAUUAGAGAUGGGUCAGCCAGGCAGGGGACCUACCAACUGCUGGGGACACUGGUCUCAACUCUAACUAGUAUGUUGUUAUUAGAGAUGGGUCAGCCAGGCAGGGGACCUACCAACUGCUGGGGACACUGGUCUCAACUCUAACUAGUAUGUUGGUAUUGGAGAGUGGUCAACCACAGGGGCAGCCUGUAAUUUAGGAUCAUGCCACUGUUAGCGUCAUGAGGAUGGUCUGUGAUUUACAAUCAUUCCCUGUUAGCAGCUUUAGGGAGGCCUGUGAUUUAAGAUCAAUGUUUACAUUCCACUUCAUUGAAGAAAUAAGAUUAAAAGUAUUAUGUAUACCCUUCUAUGCAAAAAGAGUCACACUGUACAUAUCCAUUUUAUUGUAUAUACAAAGAUACAUGUAAUGUGUCUUACUGUUUCAUACACAUAGUACACUGUAUGUACCUGUCAGUAGUGUUUAACACAUGUCAUUUUACAUGUUUCAUUUUAGAUAGGAUAAUGACCUGGAAAAAUUAUUUUGUAUUUCUAUCAUAUUUGUGUAUGCAUUUCACAUUCUACAAUAUAUUGGCUUUUCAGUCCAUUUGGUCCUUAAUCCCUUUGGAGAUCUACUCGAGUCUCACUCUCCCUGUUGUCAUCUUUAACCAUAAACUUCUUCAUUGAAAAAUUUCUUCUCAAGCUUGAUCCAGGCUGAUAACAAAACAUCCUUUUUGGUCAUGUUGCUUAGUAUUUGAUGUAAAGGUUGUCCUAGAUUUAGUCAGUUUUCAUCUGAUCCUGAGCUGAAAUAUUUGCUGUUA